This is a messenger RNA of Metschnikowia bicuspidata var. bicuspidata NRRL YB-4993, 1206 nucleotides long. RefSeq lists its product as uncharacterized. Gene Ontology annotation, biological process: negative regulation of transcription by RNA polymerase II; positive regulation of transcription by RNA polymerase II. Lineage: Eukaryota; Fungi; Ascomycota; Pichiomycetes; Serinales; Metschnikowiaceae. Gene Ontology annotation, molecular function: DNA-binding transcription factor activity, RNA polymerase II-specific; zinc ion binding; RNA polymerase II cis-regulatory region sequence-specific DNA binding. Bases 1 to 1206 code for a protein of 401 amino acids. The record is from RefSeq and is a predicted model, not a curated record. The transcript has a single exon.
AUGGCCGCCAAGAAUCACAGCAGCACGCCCGCGCGCCUGGCUGUCCGCGAGCUCGCGCAGGACGCAGACGACUCCUCGCUUAAGAUCAUCCGCAUGUACCACAACAAGCGGUACUUGCCCCACAGUGAACGCGUGUCCAACCUCGCGUGGCGCAUUCAGAACAACAAGGCGCUCAAACAGGCGCGUGGCAGGCUGCUGAAGCCCGCCCGGGCCCCCGCUCCGCCCGGCCGCCCCGACCCCACGGCCGCCUCAAAAGCCCCUGACGACUUCGACUACGUGGCGCAUAUCAGAAGAAUCUCCCAGGACGAGUACGCCGCCCAGGCACGCGGCCCGCCCGCGCGCAGCGCCAGCUUCCAGCUCGGCGCGACAACCACGCCCAGCCCGGCCAUGGCGCCUGCCGAUCCGCUGUUCCUGGACUCCCAGUGGCCGCCGCCGCCGCCCGACCCGCCGGCCAGCUCGUUUCUUAGCUCGUACAUCGACUCGCUCGAGUCCACCAUCAAAAACGACUACCACCCCGUGCGUCCGCGCGACCAGAGCCUGGCCGCCGCCGACUCCUCGGGCCACUACGUCAGCGACAAGGUGCCGCUGGACCGGCGCCAGGCGCGGCUGCUCGCGUGUUCCAACUGCCACACCCGCACAACGCCGCUCUGGCGCAAGACCGCGGCUGGCGACACGCUCUGCAACGCCUGCGGCUUGUUCUACAAGUUGCACGGCACGUUGCGCCCAGCCAACGCUGCGUUUGCGCCGCCGCCGGACGCCCGCGGGCCCCGCCCCGCCCCGCCGAACCCGCUUUUCCAGGGCUCCGUGGACGGUGCCAUUUCCUCACGGAACACGGGCCUCUUCUCGCAGAUGGGCGACGUGCCACACUUCACCAACCCGUCGCAGCACGUGUCCGCAGGCGUGUCCACCCAGGCCGUGGCGCGUCUCAAGCCUGGCGACUUCUUUGGCUCUGCGGAGCUGAUGGCCAUGCUGCCCGCCGCGUGGGGGAGCAAUGCGCCGGACGCGGCCGACAACGGUGCGGACGAGAUCGACCGCUUGCUCAACAUGAACCUCUUCCAACUGGACCACUUGGCCCUAGACAAGCUGGGCAGCGGCUUUGCGGGGCAUGGCUUCGACUCGCGGGGCAUGGAGGCCACGGACGAGAUCUUGAUCGAUGAGGCCGCGACGGGCUUGGCCAACUACAACUGGCUUGAUUUCCAGCACUAA